UUGCAAGCUAGGUUGUAUACAUCCAGCAUGGCCUUAUUAUUAUCUAGAGGAUGAUCCCUCCUACAUCUCGUUCUUUCAGGUCCUUCACGCGUCUCUUCGAGUUCUACAGUCGCGGUUGCAGCUUCAUUUUGUCCAUCUAGGACAAAGUAUUGUAAAAGUCAGCAAUUGCCAUCACAUACAGUAUCAAACAAAGCUAGUGUCUUGCCACCCUCACCCUCGGACACCUUUGGCUUUUGCUUUGGCCCCACCUCUCAAGAUGGCUGAAAAGAACAACAGCAACGAACAGCUCGAAGAGCGCAAUGGCAGCAACGAGGAGAAGCAGACAGGAGUCAAGCCAACUGGCGAUGCUGCCGAAGUUGAGGCCAACCAAGUCUUGACUGAGUUCACCGAAGAAGAGGCCAGAACGAUAAUUCGAAAGGUUGACUUCCGCUUGGUUCCGUUACUCUCAAUUCUGUAUCUGAUUGCCUACGUCGAUCGAAGCAACAUUGGAAAUGCCAAAAUCGCUGGCAUGUCUGAUGACCUGAAAUUGACUGGCAAUCGUUACAAUGUAGCGCUCACCGUCUUCUUCGUUCCCUAUGCACUUUUCGAAAUUCCCAGCAACAUCGUGCUCAAGCUAAUCCGCCCAUCCAUCUGGAUCCCCAUCCUCGUCUUCUCUUGGGGUACAGUCAUGACUCUAAUGGGCACCGUAUCAACCUACCACGGGCUCGUUGCUGCCCGUUUCUUCCUCGGUGUCGCUGAAGCAGGUUUCUUCCCAGCAGCAACAUACCUCCUCACAAUCUGGUACCAGCGCUACGAAGUCCAACGUCGUAUGUCUGUCUUCUACGCCGCCGCAUCUCUCUCGGGCGCCUUCUCCGGCCUCCUUGCCUACGCCAUCGAGAAGAUGAAAGGCAUUGCUGGACUUGGUGGCUGGAAAUGGAUCUUCAUCCUCGAGGGCCUUGUUCCCGUUGUCGUCGCACUCACGCUCUACUUCUUCCUCCCUGAUCGACCAGAGACCGCAAAGUUCCUCACCGAAAGAGAGCGUCUGUUCGUCGUCGACCGCAUCGCGCUCGGCACUGGCUCAGGCCGUGGCCGCAUCACAAACGCAGACAAGGUAUCAUGGGCCAACACCAAGGUUGCUUUCUCGGACUGGAAGGUCUGGAUGGCCAUCAUCCCAUUCUGGGCUUGCAGCAUUGGCACCUACGGCUUCACUGCGACAGUCCCUACCGUGCUCAAACAAAUGGGCUACACCACUGGCAAGGCACAACUCUUGACCAUUCCGAUCUAUGUGGUCGGCAUGACGGCUACCCUCAUCGUUGCUUUCUGGUCUGACCAAAUCCAGCAGCGCACCCCCUUCAUCAUGGGUGGUUUCGCAAUUGCAGUCGCAGGCUUCAUCGGCGAGCUCGCAGUCCCUCAUCCCCACCUCCCCGGCGUGACAUAUUUCUUCCUCUUCCUAGUUGCCGCAGGACUGUACUGCCCCUUCACUGCCGUCGUCACGUUGGUCGGGAACAACCUCGCGCCAUCAUCCAAACGUGCUGUCGGCAUGGCUCUUCUCAUCUCCAUUGGCAACCUUGGUGGUAUCUGUGGUAGCAACAUCUACUUUGCGGCUGAGGCGCCUAAGUACCACACUGGUUUUGGGGUGAGUUUGGCCAUUUGUGCGGCUGGCAUUCUGGCGGCGUGGAUUUUGAGGAAGGCAUAUCAGAAGGAGAAUCGAUUGCGGGAUGAGCUGUUGGAGAGGGAGGGCGAGGAAGCCAUCCGUGCGAAGUAUACGGAACAAGAGCUGUUGGAUCUGGGUGAUUUGAGCCCGUUCUAUCGUUAUACCAUCUAAAUGAUUAGCGGGAAGAUUUCAUUGGAAGCAAGAUGUUGUUGAAGACGAAUAGGGCGACGAUGUUUGGAGGAGUUUGUCGUGUUUGGGUGCUUUGUUGGAUGAUAGGAUGAUAUUUAAUUGCAAUUGAAGCUUUAAUUUCUAUCCUCAUUGUAUCACGUUCUCGUGUCUUCUUUGCCUGCUCGCAUUCAACGAUAAUUGCAGGCAUAGCGCAGCUCGGAGCCUCCGCUACCUGAUACUCCAACGGGGUUUGUGGUGUGAGAGUAGGAGGAUGGCACAGGACUUUCGUGGUCCGUAAUUGGAAUAGAUCAAGUAUUGUAAGGCGAUGUACAGAAUCUCACGACCUGGAAUUGGGAACCAAAUUUCGACAUGGCCCGGCACUGCCUCCGCUCAAGUCCGUGACAUUUUCGCCAUACAAUAGUUCUUCG
Messenger RNA from Hyaloscypha bicolor E, 2229 nucleotides. RefSeq names its product MFS general substrate transporter. Lineage: Eukaryota; Fungi; Ascomycota; Leotiomycetes; Helotiales; Hyaloscyphaceae. The record is from RefSeq and is a predicted model, not a curated record. Gene Ontology annotation, molecular function: transmembrane transporter activity. The transcript has 2 exons. Gene Ontology annotation, cellular component: membrane. Bases 257 to 1804 code for a protein of 515 amino acids. Gene Ontology annotation, biological process: transmembrane transport.